Pseudoliparis swirei is the source of this 4181-nucleotide messenger RNA. RefSeq names its product high density lipoprotein binding protein b (gene hdlbpb). Gene Ontology annotation, cellular component: nucleus; cytoplasm. Gene Ontology annotation, molecular function: mRNA binding. The record is from RefSeq and is a predicted model, not a curated record. Lineage: Eukaryota; Metazoa; Chordata; Actinopteri; Perciformes; Liparidae.
GUGGAGCCAUGUGUGGAGCCAUUAUGAAUGAGAAGUAGACCCGGCUUGAGACGUUGCGGGGGCUGAUUACUUGAAACAUUAUUUAACUUUUCUUUAACCUUCCGGACAUUAAAUUUCACUCUUUCACAUCUGAAAAAUAACAGCAUAGUUGGUGAAGGGAAACUAAAAUCAAGCGGGUCUACUUAAGUUAGAUGCUCCUGUUGCGCAAAGAUACUGCGGCAUUUUCCUUUAUACUCUGUGAGUCGCAGUGCAUGCUGGUAUCACUCCGCCGGCAGAGGAAAUGCUCCUAGACCAAUCACAUCUGUGUUUACACCAUCACCUGUCAAACACACGUCCCCUCCUAUCGUUUCUCUCUGAAAGUAAAUCUGUAAAGGUGGGCAGGUGAGCAGAGAGAGUCGGGAUGGGAGGGGGAGAGUGAAACCGAUCCAGACGUGUGAGGUGCAGUGCAGUGUGGGUGUUCACAGGAACAACCGGCUCUGUAUCUUUGGGCUGUACAGUAUUUGCUUUCAGUCUCUUUUUUCCCCUCCUGUGCAGCCAGGAGCUGAAACACACACUCAGACUGAAGCGCACACGGGAGCCGCUGACUGGACGGACUCUCUGGCAAUUGACCUUUUGCAGUGGAAACGCGGAAUACGUCUUGAAUCAUGAGCUCAGUGGCAGUGUUGACCCCCGAAAGCUUUGCGGAGCAUCGCAGUGGCCUCAAGGGCCAGGAGAUGACAGGCUGCGUCCCGGAGGAUGAGGCCUACAUCCCGACCUACCUGGAGGCCUUUCCUCCGCUGCCGGAGAAGGGGGCGCCGGGGGAAAAGGCCGGCGAGCCAGCUUUGGCGUGGGGGGGGGGCAAGAUCAAGCCCAUCAAAGCCUCCGUCAUCACCCAGGUGUUCCACGUGCCGCUGGAGGAGCGUCGCUACAAGGACAACAGCCAGUUCGGGGAAGGCGAGGAGGCCAAAGUGUGCUUGGACAUCAUGCAGCGGACGGGCGCUCACAUCGAGCUGUCGCUGGCCAAAGACCAGGGCCUGUCCAUCAUGGUCACCGGGAAGCUGGAGUCCGUCAUGAAGGCUCGCAAGGAAAUCGUAGCUCGCCUGCAAACGCAGGCCUCGGCUACGGUCGCCAUCCCCAAGGAGCACCAUCGCUUUGUCAUCGGCAAGAACGGGGAAAAGCUGCAGGAGCUGGAGCUGAGGACCGCCACCAAGAUCAACAUUCCACGCCCCGACGACCCCAGCGCCAACAUCCGCAUCACCGGCACCAAGGAGGGCAUCGAGAAGGCUCGCCACGAAAUACUCCUGAUCUCUGCUGAGCAGGACAAGCGUGCCGUGGAGCGCCUGUCCCUGGAGAAGGCCUUCCACCCGUUCAUCGGCGGCGCCCACAACCGGUUGGUGCAGGAGCUGAGCCAGGAGACGGGCGCUCGCAUCAGCAUCCCGCCGCCCAGCCUGCCCAGGGACGAGAUCGUCAUCACCGGGGAGAAGGAGGCGGUCGCCCUGGCGCUCGGCCGCAUCCGAGCCGUCUACGACGACAAGAAGAGGAAGACCACCACCAUCUCCGUGGAGGUGAAGAAGUCCCAGCACAAGUACAUUAUAGGUCCAAAGGGCAACACCCUGCAGGAGAUCCUGGAGACCACGGGGGUGUCCGUGGAGAUGCCUCCUCUGGACUCUGGCUCAGAGACCAUCAUCCUCAGAGGGGAGCCGGACAAGCUGGGACCGGCGCUCACACAGGUGUACGCAAAGGCGAGGAGCGUGAUGGUGGUGGAGGUGACCGCUCCCGCCUGGCUGCAUCGCUUCAUCAUCGGCAAGAAAGGACAGAACAUCGGGCGGAUCACACAGCAGCUACCACGGGUUCACAUAGAGUUUACUGACGGUGAGGAGCGCAUCAGCCUGGAGGGACCGACGGCGGAGGUGGAACAGGCUCAGGCCCAGAUGCAAGAGAUCAUCAAGGACCUGCUGGUGAGGAUGGACUACACUGAGGUCAUCGUAGAUCAGCGUUUCCACAGACACCUCAUCGGGAAGAACGGCGCCAACAUCAACCGGAUCAAGGAGCAGUACAAAGUGUCGGUACGAAUCCCCCAGGACUCUGAGCGAAGCGGCCUGGUCCGGAUCGAAGGAGAGCCUCAAGGGGUCCAGCUGGCGCGCAGAGAGCUCCUUGAGAUGGUCCAGAGAAUGGAAAACGAGCGCACCAAAGACCUGACGGUGGAGCAGAAGCUCCAUCGGUCAAUCAUCGGGCAGAAGGGAGAAAAGAUUAAAGAAGUUCGGGACAAGUUCCCCGAGGUCAUUAUCAAUUUCCCCGACCCGUCGCAGAAGAGCGACGUCGUCCAGCUGAGAGGGCCGAAGAACGAGGUGGAGAAAUGUGGAAAGUUCCUCCAGAAAAUCAUCGCCGACUUGAUUGAGAACAGCUUCUCGCUCUCCGUUCCCAUCUUCAAGCAGUUUCACAAGAACAUCAUCGGCAAGGGCGGAGCCAACAUCAAGAAGAUCCGCGAAGAGACCAACACCAAGAUCGACCUGCCGACGGAGAACAGCAACUCUGAGAUGAUCGUCAUCACCGGCAAGAAGAGCAACUGUGAAGCCUCCAGAGAGCGAAUCCUCUCCAUCCAGAGGGAGCUGGCCAACAUCAAGGAGGCCGAGGUCUCCAUCCCCGCCCGGCUGCACAACUCUCUGAUCGGCUCCAAGGGAUGCCUCGUGCGCUCCAUCAUGGAGGACUGCGGCGGCGUCCACAUCCAUUUCCCCUCCGAGGGCUCCGGCUCGGAAAAGGUCACCAUCAGAGGGCCCGUCGGGGAGGUGGAGAAGGCCAAGAAGCAGCUGCUGCAGCUGGCUGAGGAGAAGCAAGUCAACAACUUCACCGCUGAGCUUCAGGCCAAACCCGAGUACCAUAAGUUCCUGAUCGGCCGCGGCGGGGCCAACAUUCGUCGCGUGCGGGACAAAACGGGGGCGCGCAUCAUCUUCCCGUCGCCGGACGACACGGAGCAGGAGCUCAUCACCAUCGUGGGGAAGGAGGAAGCCGUCCGCCAGGCGCAGAAGGAGCUGGAAUGCCUCGUCAGAAACCUGGACGACGUGGUGGAGGACAGCGUGGCGGUGGACGUCCGUCACCACCGCCACUUCGUGUGCCGGAGAGGCCAGGUGCUGCGGGAGCUGGCGGAGGAGUACGGCGGCGUCGCCGUGAGCUUCCUCCGCACGGGGGCCAACAGCCAGCGGGUCACCCUGACGGGGGCCAGGGACUGCGGCUUCGUGGGGUCGUUAGUCCGACCGCAGAGAAAGCAUCAUGAACAUAUGAGUAAAGAAAUACUCUAUAUCACAUGAAUAUGUUCUAAAUGACCGAUGACCUCACCCUCGUGUGAGGCAGUUUCUGAAGCCGGGUUGAAAAAGCGAGACGAGUCGUACGUUUCCUCAACAGGUCAGGAGGCUCCGGCACAGGAGAACGGUGAGGUCAGUCCGGAGGCGGAGUCUGUUGCCCUCAAGUGUGACAUCAUCACCAUCGCCGGGCGUGCGGAUAAGUGCGAGCUGGUGAAAGCCGCCUUGCUGGCGCUGGUGCCGAUAACGGAGGACGUGGAGGAGAUGAUGGAGGAAUACGAGGUGAACAUCUGGGUGCCGCAGCCAGAGAAGCAGCUGGAUGUGAUCAAGGUGACGGGCCUGGUGGCCAACAUGGAGCGAGCCAAACAGGGUCUGCUGGAUCGGGUCAAAGAACUACAGGCUGAGCAGGCUGACAGGGCUCUGCGUAGUUUCAAGGUCACCGUGUCCGUGGAUCCAAAGUUUCACCCCAAGAUCAUCGGCCGCAAAGGGGCGGUCAUCUCUCGGAUCAGGAAGGACCACGACGUCAGCAUCCAGUUCCCCGACAAGGGAGACGAGCAGCAGGAUGCGAUCGUGAUCCUGGGCUACGAGCGCAACGUGGAGGAGGCGAGUCGGGCCAUCGGGCAGCUGGUGGCCGAGUGGCAGGAGAUGGUGAGCCGCGACGUCCGCCUGGACCCGAGGACCCACGCUCGCAUCAUCGGCGGCAAAGCCAUCCGCACGCUGAUGGAGGAGUUCAAGGUGGAUAUCCGGUUCCCUCAGUCGGGCUGGACGCCCCCUGGAACGCUGCAGGGAACAAGGCUCCGGACAUGAGCAGCGCGGAGGAUUUCCCCACCUUCGGGAUGGGCGUGGCCCCGAAGCAAGCGUCCGCCUGGGGGCCCAAUAAGUUCUGAAGCGGCUCGCGUGAAGGAG